Messenger RNA from Amphibalanus amphitrite, 3570 nucleotides. RefSeq names its product protein amalgam-like. The record is from RefSeq and is a predicted model, not a curated record. Gene Ontology annotation, cellular component: cell-cell junction. Gene Ontology annotation, molecular function: cell adhesion molecule binding. Lineage: Eukaryota; Metazoa; Arthropoda; Thecostraca; Balanomorpha; Balanidae. The coding region runs from base 362 to 1756 and encodes 464 amino acids. Gene Ontology annotation, biological process: cell-cell adhesion. The transcript has 12 exons.
GGAAGUGACUAUUUAUAUACACUGUGGAAGUGACCACAGGCGGCGGCGCCCCACGAACUGCACCCUUCCCUUUGCUGACAAACCAUCACAGAGGGAACAUCUUUGUGCUGCCUGCCGACGAUUGCAGAUUGCCCCUAGGCGCAAAUAAGGGUCACAACUUGCGGCAGCCCAGCUAUCCGGAGUCCGGAGUCCACGACCACCAUAAGCUCAAGCCGGUAUUGGACUGACUCGGAAACACCUAUAUCAUCUGGUGUCAGUGUCAGUCUGACACAGGAACAUCACUCCCACCGGUGUCAGUGUUAAACUGACACAGGAUCGCCUCUCUCUGCCUCGUGGUGCCGUGUCAGCCCUCCCCGGCACCAUGAUCCGAUCAGGCGCUCUACCGUCGGUGACCGUCCUGACAUUCUGCUGUCUCGUCUCCGCAGGCCCGGCGCUGGAGCGGGCGGCGCGACCCAACCAGCUCGGCCCCUACCCGCCUCGGUUUGUCUCCGUGUCCGGCGGACACACGGUCAAAAAAGGAGACACCGUAGUGCUGCCCUGCGCCAUACAGGACCUCAGUGAUAUGUCCGUGAUUUGGUGGCGACAAAAGCUGGCCCUCUCGCUGAGAAAUCUGGUCCUCAGGGACCAGAGUCGUCUCAGUCUGCUGGACGGCUAUAAUCUACAGAUUAGACAGGCGAGACCCUCGGAUGCUGGCGUGUACACCUGCGCCGUUGCGCUCAGUGACCGGGAUUUGGAGCAGACGCAGACACUCGACGUGCAGUACGGACCAUUUAUCCGUACGAUACCAGAGGCCGGUCAGUUGAUUGUUCAGGAGGGUAACAACGCGACACUGGAGUGCAGUGCACGGGGAAACCCCAAACCGCGCGUCCGGUGGAGGAAAAAGCAGGAUGUCGGCGGCGCCAGCGGUGUCGAGCUGGCUCCCGGUGAGCGGCUGGCCCUGCUCCGGGUGGCCCGCGCCGACGCCGGCUUGUACGAAUGUGUCGCCGAAAACAGCAUCGGAGACUCGGUGGCCCAGAUCGUCAGUCUACAGGUCCUCUACCGGCCGGAGGUCGCUCCGGAGUCCCGGCGCGUGCAUACUGGCGAGGGCUUCAAGGUGCAGCUCGCCUGCUUCGUGCUCUCCGAUCCUCUGGCGGAGGUGACCUGGAGCCGGCGGAACUCACCUAUCGACCAUCGGCGUGUGACGAGCUCGAGUGAGCUGCCCGGAGCGCGCCACGUGCUCACCAUCGACAGUGUACAGCCCGGGGAUCUGGACACGUACACGUGCACAGCCCGCAACGAGCUGGGGACGGCGCAAGCCGAGGUCGUCGUCACAGGCGAGGCCGACAAGGUGGAGAUCACCAGCGCUCCGAUGGGAGGUGAUGUCGACUCGUACGACCUCGCCUGGAAGGUCAAGAGCUUCAGUCCUGUCUUGGAGUACAAGAUAGCGUACAGGAAAACUAAGGUAAACUCGACCGGCGAGAGCCCGGGACGCUGGAAGGAGGUGCUGGUGCCCACCACGGGCCGUCAGCCGGUGGCCGACAUCCACUUUGAGCAGCGAGUGACGCUGCGUCACCUGACGCCGGCCACCGCCUACGACCUGCGCAUCCAGGCGCAGAACAAGCACGGCUGGAACCGGGUUUCGGACACGUUCCACUUCUCCACCAUCGGCAGAGCGAUGGAGUCUCGCAGCUGGUCCGGCAGCCGCGGCGGUCGGCUCACCUUCUACGUCCACAUCUACUUCAUCACCGUGGGGGUCAUACUGGCCAGCAUCGUCUGACCGUGCACUGGCAAAGGUCCAGCUCAUGGAGCUCAGCUCGAGACAUUCCUUCGUCACUGAUGACGUCAUAUGGUGACGUCACUCCAACAUAUCCGGGUCACGUGGCUGCUCCGUGGCAUCGCGGACCUCGGCCGGCGUGUCAGACGCAGCACCUCUGUGAAACUGACACCUGGUCGGGCUACAGCGGUGUCAAACUGACGGGCCGGGUGACACGCGCGUGAAGACUCGCCGGGUAGCAGGCACAGAGGGUCACAAAUGAGCGCAGCUGCCCACGAAUGGAUGGUGUGUGAUGAAAGACGUCUGGUAAAAGAUCACCUUUCGAACGUUGGAACAGGUGCACCGUUACUAUACUCGGGAAUAGUCGCAGGCUCAGUGGUCAUGGCUGAGGCUGUCGUUAGCGAGACUUGGGGCUGAUAUAGCUGAUAACAUUUGUGGAUGUGUGUAGCUGUGAGAUGCGGUGCCAUUGACUCAGACUAAGAAUUGCGCGGUUAGAAGAUACGCUGGCUGUAUGAUAUGAUGUAGCGUGUAUGACUGUGCAUGAUUGCAUGGCUCGGAUGAACUAUAAUGUGAUGUACGAAUGUUCACGGAUGGGAUCACGGACAGGCUUACGUACGAAACUGCUCAGAUGUUUUGAUGUGAUGUAAAAUGUGACAACAGAUGUAAAAUAUGUGUAGUGGUGUAGUAUUGUCUAUUGUUUACAUACGAAUGCUACAUAUGCAUCUCGUAUGCAUAUGAUACGUACACCAAUACUGUGACUGUAAAACGGAAAUACGAGCGAGUAGAUGUGUUUUGUCUCGUCGUGGUCGUCAGAUGGAGAGGAAACAUUCGGUAUCGUACUUACGUGCUGAUCGUGAUCGCAAAUAUUGCGUGACUGUGACAGCGAGCUGACCACUGUUAUGUUACGUCUCGGCUCCUUUCUUCUAUCCAUGGUCUCUCGAUUCUCCCAGGGGUCCUUCAGCCCCUAUCCACCCUACCAUCAACUAGUCAAGGUCAAUACAGCGAACAUCUCACAUCAACUAUUUUGCGCAACAGACUGGUAGCUUAUAGCAAGAAGGUAGUAGCGAAUGGAUGCCAAUAAUGCUUUCCACCUGCAUUUCCGAGCUGAACUUUCCACCAGAUCACAAUGAUCCAGGGUAUCACUCACAAUAACUGAAUGAGCUCGACUGCCCGGUCCGGUGUUUGGUUUCGAUACUCAGCAGGCCUGUGCGUGUGUGUUUGCGGGGUCGGUUUGCAGUGUCGCUCGGCUGUUGUCGCUCUCUGAGGCCGUACUCGAGUGCGCGUGUCGCGGUCGACGGUCGGUCGGCGGCCCACCCAGCACCCUCGGGAGCAGGCCGACCGCCCCGGUACACGCAAACAGCACCGCUCAGUGGCUGCCUCGCGCCGUGUGUUGGCUGCUCCUCUAGUGCCUUGAUGGAGCCAGACGGCGAAUAAGAACCGACACUUGGCGACAGUGGGCGACGCCACGAAAUGUGUAAACAAUGUGAUGUAUUCUAGAACGAAGGCAAUGAAACGUAGAAUGCAGAGUGGCUGGUGUUCGAAUGUCUACACUUGCAAUACUUCGGUGUAAAUAAACUUCGUUUUAUGGGUUGUUUGGAAAAUUUGAACAUCGCGCUGUCGCUGAUCCGUACAUUCAUUUAUGUGUUAUGUGACCGUGGCGACACGGAACAUCAAUGUUUGCAGGUAAUCUAGUUAGUAACUUGAGUAUAUAGGUAACAAUUUCUGGUUUUGUUCCAUAACGACUCUAACGACUCUCUAAUCAUCGUUAUCAUCACCGUUUCUAAUAAAUAUACGCAUUAUUGGGAGAUACUUGGGAG